UCCUCUCGCGCCAGGGACCAAAGGCCAGACGAGGCCUGUGCGACCACGACGCUGUGACGAGCACUGUAAGCAACUCGAUCCAGACGUCGAAACCUGGUAGCAAUUUUUGCAGCUGAAACCCAACGCCAGCGAAAGCAUUGUGGUCGCCUUGGGUGCUGCAACAACUAUGGCCAUGAUGGCGGAGGUGAUGGCUCGAGGGAGUUCGACAUUGCUCGGUUCUGCCUCGUCUGUCGUCGUUCCUUGCAAAAAGGCGCCGGCAACGCCUUUCUUAGGUGCCUCAUUACCCUCACUCUCGACGGGCGCACGCAAGAACAAACCUCAAUGCAACCUUGCAGUGAGCGCAACCAAGGCUAGCCUGAGCGAUGCUCUGAGCAAGGCCAAAUCCACUGUGGGCACUGGGCUGGCCGCCUUGGCCCUCUCCGCGGCGAUGAACCUCUGCCCAGCAGUCCCCUACUCGGAAGCCAGCGAGUUCAACGUCUUGAACGAAGGCCCGCCCACGGAAAACUUCGUGGUAGAUGAUGCCAACGUGCUCAACCGCGUCACAAAAUCUGACAUAAAGCGCUUGCUUCGUGACCUCGAAGAGCGCAAGGGCUACCACAUUAACGUCAUCACUCUGAGGAAGCUCACUAGCAAAGCUGACUCUUUUGAAUUCGCCGACGCGGUCCUGGAGAAGUGGUAUCCAACUCUGGAAGAAGGUAACAACAAGGGAAUCGUACUGCUCGUGACCACUCAGAAGGAGGGAGCCGUCACGGGAGGUCCGGCUUUCACGAAAGCAGUGGGCGACAAAGUCCUAGAGGCUGUCACUGCUGAGAAUUUGCCCGUCUUGGCCACGGACGAGAAGUAUAAUGAAGCCAUUUACAGCACAACCAAGCGUCUGGUGGCAGCCAUCGACGGGCUCGAGGACAUCGGCGGGCCUAGCUUCAAGGAGAACAAGCGGGAGUCUAACUUCAAGAGCAAAGAGGAAACAGAAUCGAAGAGAGGACAGUUCUCUCUCGUCGUCGGAGGCCUGCUCGUCAUUGCCUUUGUGGUGCCCAUGGCACAGUACUAUGCUUACGUCUCUAAGAAAUAGACUCCCCAAACCACUAAGCCACUUAUGGCUGCCCUCGCAAAACUGUAACAUGGAUAUUAUUCUUUAAAUCUAGUUGUGUUUUGUUCUCACUCUAAGUCUUUUGUAGCCCCCCGAAGCGUGCACUGGGAAUUUUACAGAGAAGGUCGAACAAAUUUCAGAGUA
Molecule: messenger RNA, 1231 nt
Organism: Physcomitrium patens
Lineage: Eukaryota; Viridiplantae; Streptophyta; Bryopsida; Funariales; Funariaceae
Product: UPF0603 protein At1g54780, chloroplastic
Source: RefSeq, a predicted model, not a curated record